This is a messenger RNA of Trichoderma gamsii, 1680 nucleotides long. RefSeq lists its product as hypothetical. The record is from RefSeq and is a predicted model, not a curated record. The transcript has a single exon. The coding region runs from base 1 to 1680 and encodes 559 amino acids. Gene Ontology annotation, molecular function: protein binding. Lineage: Eukaryota; Fungi; Ascomycota; Sordariomycetes; Hypocreales; Hypocreaceae.
AUGGAAGAUCUGGGCCCGUUCGCUAGUGCGACCCGGUCUCCUCACAGGACAGCAACAUAUGGCUCGAGACAGGGCGUGUCGUCGCAGAGAACCGCCGUCGACCCGUCCGCCCACAGACGACCGACGAUGCUUGACGACGAGGACGACGACGAAGAUGAGGACGACGACGAUGAAUACUUCGGGGAGGACGUGAGACGGAGGGUUGACGAAGACGAGCAGCGAUAUUCAGCGGCGGAAGAUGACGAGAACGAGGAGCAAUCGGUGACUCCAGUCCCCAGAAGCCACACGCCUGGCCGCCUUGCUGGUGCCAGGAGCAAUGUCCCGGGCGAUCAACCGCGCAGCAGCAAAGCAACCGCUGAGUUGGCCAUUCGUCAACGAGCAAUCUCGGCCUCGCACCCGCACCCUCCAGCGAGUCGCCCAACGGGGCAAAGAAAGUCGACCGCGGACAGUCUCCCCGACGUCCCUCCCCUUCCUCGCGAUGGCGAAGCAGAACAAAAGACGGCAGCUACAGCUACAGCUACAGCUACAGCGGCAGCAGCAUCAUCGGCUGCUGCUGUAGCUGCAUCGUCAAGAGCGACGUCCGCCGUGUCAGCUCGCCAAACAAGCUCCAUCAUGGCUCGCCCCUCGGCCGGCAAACACACCACGUUCCCCCCCUUGCCGAGACCCGGUGAUGGGCCAGAGGUGCCCCCAGCCCCGGCAUCCGGCAUGUACUGGUCAAAGGCACCCAUAUCUGGAGCUGCACACUCGAAUCUCCGAGCUCAUACGACGACACUGAUCGGCUCCAGCGUAUACGUUUUCGGCGGCUGCGAUGCAAAGACGUGCUUCAACUCCAUGUACGUCCUUGAUGCCGACUCGUUCUACUGGUCCGUGCCGCACAUGGUUGGGGAUAUCCCUAUGCCCCUCCGAGCCAUGACUUGCACGGCAGUGGGGAAGAAGCUCGUCGUCUUUGGAGGUGGCGACGGCCCGACGUACUUUAACGAUGUCUACGUCCUCGAUACGGUCAAUUUUCGCUGGACCAAGCCUCGCAUUGUGGGAGACAAGGUGCCCUCAAAACGCCGCGCCCACACGGCAUGCCUGUACAAGAACGGCAUCUACGUCUUUGGUGGAGGCGAUGGCGUGCGCGCGCUGAACGAUAUCUGGCGGCUCGACGUCAGUGACAUGAAUAAGAUGUCGUGGAGAUUGAUAUCCAGUGCCGAAAAGGUAGCUCCAGGAACACGGGACCGUCGGCCCAAAGCUCGCGGCUACCACACAGCCAACAUGGUCGGCAGCAAGCUCAUCAUCUUUGGUGGAUCGGACGGUGGCGAGUGCUUCGACGACGUGUGGAUCUACGAUGUGGAGAGGCACAUAUGGAAGCUCGUCAACAUCCCCAUCAGCUAUCGUCGCCUCUCGCACACUGCCACCAUUGUGGGCUCAUAUCUCUUUGUCAUCGGAGGCCACGACGGCCACGAGUACUGCGCCGACGUGCUGCUCCUCAACCUAGUAACCAUGACGUGGGACAGGCGCAAGACAUAUGGACUGCCCCCCAGUGGACGAGGAUAUCACGGCACGGUCCUGUACGAUAGUAGGUUGCAUGUUGUUGGCGGGUUUGACGGUAGCGAUGUAUUUGGCGACGUUAUGAUUCUGGAGUUGGCGGUUCACGCGUAUUACUCGCAAAUUAGCCAUUUCACGAUUGAUGUAUGA